This is a messenger RNA of Mercenaria mercenaria, 1089 nucleotides long. RefSeq lists its product as uncharacterized. The record is from RefSeq and is a predicted model, not a curated record. The transcript is spliced from 2 exons. The coding region runs from base 666 to 1031 and encodes 121 amino acids. Lineage: Eukaryota; Metazoa; Mollusca; Bivalvia; Venerida; Veneridae.
GACAGGUCAAAAUACAUCUCAGAAUUGAUGUAUCAUGCAUGUUGCAUUACAGAAAAGUGAUCUCGAUUUUUCCCUACGACUAGUAAUGAAAAAGUUGCAAUAUAAGCUAUUUAUAGUAACAACAAAGGGAAGUAAUUCUAAAGAAGGGACCUGCGCAUAACACUCUGUCUCAUGAUGGUGUACAAUUGUGCCAAGUUACAUCAAAAUCCCUCUAUGCAUGAAGAAGAAAUGCUUCGGACAAAGUUAUUCUUGUAUCUGAACUUUAGCCUCUAAGUGUGACCUUGACCUUAGACCUAGGGACCUGGUUCUUGCGCAUGACACUCCGUCUCGUGGUGGUUAACAUUUGUGCCAAGUAAUAUCAAAAUCCCUCCAUGCAUGAAGAAAAAAUGCUCCGAACAGUUUUCAUUCUAUUCUCGUAUCCUUUGGCCUCUAAGUGUGACCUUGACCGUAGACCUAGGGACCAGGAGAGCGUUUCAUCAAAGUUCCUAGGACAAAAUUUGAUCUUAAGUCCUAAAUUUGGCCCAAAAUGCGUUUCAUCAAAAUUCCUAAAGUUUUUCCUAAGUGCAAAAACGGUCCUAACUUAGGAGUGCUCCUGGGUUAUCCUAAGUGCAAAUUAUAUCCUAAGUCCUGAUGCAUUGUGGGAUGCUGAGUACAUCAACACGUCAAUGGCAGCGUUAAUUGCAUUGCUAGACGAUAGAAAUCGCCGAGCACUCCGUCGGGAGCGCGUAUUUAGAGACCACAGCGAGGUGCUAGACACGUUCAGCGACCAAGAUUUAAUUGCGCGAUACAGAUUUGAUAGGAACUGUAUUUUUGAAAUUAUUGACAAAGUCAGAGGGGAUGUUACGUUACCUACAAACAGAGGCGGUCACGUUAUACCUCCACGUAUUCAGGUGCUGGUUACCCUGAGAUAUCUCGCAAAAGGAGAUUUUCUGUCUGAAGUUGCUGACAUUCAUGGCAUUUCGAGAAGUUCAGCAAGCCGCAUCAUCCCAAGGGUGUGCAGAUCUAUUAUUAAAAACUUUCCAGUAAGGUAAACACCAUUUUCAAGUUCUAAUUAUUAUUUUUUUUAUUCCGAGUUAAUACUUGAAUUUU